AGACAAGCCAACCAUUCACGUUGAUUCAGCAGCGCAGCACGCAACAGCAGGCGCUUUCUGCUGGUGUGGGCGGUCAGGGGUUUCUCUUCCCGAGUGUUUUGUCGGGCGUUGUGAGCGAGACUCUGCGUCGAGGAAGAGCAACAGGUGGCCCGACAGCCGUGCUUAGGAGGUCCUUGAGCUGAGCGCGGCGGCGCGAUUUCUUGGCGGCAUUGCCGGUGCUGCGAGUCUGUCACCUGCACUUGUUCUCGGUAGCAACCCGAUUCAUCUGCACGCCUAGGACGCCUUGCAACAACAACGUUUCUAACAAUGCCCGACAAGAUGUGCCACAGGUUAGCGUGCCGAUGCCCUCGCUGUCGCGAUGGGCUCUGUUUCCCCGACCGGCCAUGCGCCGCCGCAUAGCCGUAAAGGACUGAGGCACAGGAUGGUGCCCCGUCUGACAGGCGACAAAGCGGCCAAGGAGGGCCAGCCACUCAGUGACCUGGCCUCCUCUACUCCUGCCCAACGCAAUGAUGUCGAGUCGGGCGGAGAGGGUGACUGGACGGCCGACGAGGAGGUGACGGUGGUGGACAAGGAGCCACUGCUACCGCGGCGGCUCAGUGCGGAUGGUGUUAAAGGUGACAGGGCCGGAACCACUACGAGUGACACCCCAGAGGCCCUCUGGUCGGUGGCUGUGCAGGUGUUUGUGCCAUUCCUCAUUGCUGGGUUUGGCACAGUUGGUGCUGGACUGGUGCUGGACGUCAUCCAGCACUGGAAAGUGUUCCAGAAGGUGUCCGAGCUGUUCAUCCUCGUGCCGGCGCUACUGGGGCUCAAGGGCAACCUGGAGAUGACUCUGGCCUCGCGCCUCUCCACUCAGGCAAACUUGGGAAAAAUGGACACUUCAGCCGAGCAGUGGAGGAUGGCCACAGGGAACCUAGCAUUGCUCCAGUGCCAGGCGACCGUGGUGGGCUUCCUUGCAUCGCUGUUCGCCGUGGUCAUAGGCUGGAUCCCCGAGGGGGCGUUCAGCUGGCAGCAUGCGCUGCUGCUGUGCGCCAGCAGCCUGCUGACAGCCAGCGUGGCCAGCCUAGUACUGGGCCUGGUCAUGAUCGGAGUGGUGAUUGCCUCGCGCAAGUGCCACGUGAACCCGGACAAUGUGGCCACGCCCAUAGCGGCCUCGCUUGGUGAUCUCACCACUCUGGCGCUACUCGCCCUGGUAGCCAGUUUCCUCUACGCCUGCCUUGAGGUGCACCAAAUGUGGCUGGUGGUUGUGGUGCUUGUGGCAGUGGCGUUGCUGCUUCCCCUCUGGGGCGUAUUGGCAUGCGCCAACCCCCACACCCAGGAGGUGCUCUACACCGGGUGGACGCCUGUCAUCUCUGCAAUGGUCAUCUCCAGUGUGGGAGGCUGCAUCCUGGACUUCGCCGUCUCCCGCUUCCAUGGCAUUGCUGUCUUCCAGCCUGUCAUAAACGGCGUGGGCGGCAACCUUGUCGCAGUGCAGGCAAGCCGAAUUUCUACCUUCCUGCACCAGAGGGCGACGCUGGGGUUCCUGCCUGCUUCGGACCCAUCCGUCUGCCUUAAUCCCUUCACUGCCUUCUUCGGCAAGAGUGUGCAUGCACGUACAGCUCGUGUGCUGCUCCUGAUGGUGGUUCCGGGACACCUGGUGUUCACGUACGGCAUCCGGCUGCUCAAGGCUGGCCACACGUCGGUCACUCCCAUCUUCCUCGUAGUCUACCUCACUGCUGCCGUGCUGCAGGUGCUGCUUCUACUGUACAUGGCCCAUGUCAUGGUGCACUGGAUGUGGAGCCGGGCGGUGGAUCCCGACAACUCGGCCAUCCCCUACCUGACAGCCCUCGGUGACUUGGCGGGCACGGCUCUGUUGGCACUCUCCUUCCUUCUGCUGGAUGCCAUCGGAGACGGAGAUGCAUUACCAUAGUGACUAAUAUAAUCUUAGAGAUGAACUCGGACAUAUGCAGGGAGUGAAAAGGCUUGCAUUUGUAAAGAAUUUUGCCACAUGGGCUUUUAAAAUAUCUUUUUAAGUGCAGUAUGACACAACGUGUGUUUUCUUUUUAAUUUUUGGUAACACAAAUGUUCGAAGGGUGCCUGACGCAUUUGUUCAUCAGGUUGUUAAAGUGUUGGCACUUGAAGAUGUUUUGUUAUUUGCUGUUUUAUUUUUACACUGUCAAUCCUUGAUCAACAUACAGUGUGUUUACACUAACUUAUUGUAGCUUGUUCAGUGCCGAUUGUAUGCACUUGUUGAUAUUUUGUGCACCACUGCUGUACUUAUGUGUGUGUCUUACCUGCUUGUGCAAGAAUUUUGACCAUGUAAGUUGCCAGAGAACGAGUGACAGCUGCGUCGUAUCGCUUACCUAUAACAUUGUAGGGUUCUGCACACAUUCUUUUUUUUGUGACUGUCAUGCCCUCAUUAUGAAUGUGAUAAGCUGUCUGCCUUUCUUGUACCAUUAUCAUUUUUUUUUCUAGCACGGCAUUAGGUCCCUUUUUUAGAACUGUGUGUUUGAGGCGAGUAAGCUGUGCUCAAGGGCAUUACUGUUUUGAACAGAGUUGUUCCGAGUUGCGACUUGCAUGCUCAAGACUGCAUGCACGGUUAAGUGUUACAGAUUUCUGGUCUGUCAAUGAUGCUGGAGUGCAUGUCCUGUUGCGACAUCUGUGUCUUCGACUGACCACCACCUUGCACUGUCGAGGAGAUAAUGCACUGCAGUAGCAUCUUGACACUGCAAAUGUGUACUGUCUUUUUCCUCAUCAUCAUCAGCCUGUUCUAUGUCCAUUGCAGGACGAAGGCCUCUCCCUGCGACCUCCAAUUACCCCUGUCCUGCACCAACCAAUUUCAACUAGCACCCGUAAAUUUCCUAAUUUCAUCGCUCCACCUAGUCUUUUGUCAACCUCGAUUGCGUUUGCCUUCUCUUGGUACCCAUUCUGUAACCCAAACGGUCUAACGGUUAUCUAACCAGCACAUUACAUGACCUGCCUAGCUCCAUUUUUUCCUCUUGAUGUCAAUUAGAAUAUUGUCUAUACUAUUGGAGAGAUUGUCUCCAUUUCUGACCCCUUUAUUUAUAGGUAUCUCCCUGUUUUCUUGUGUUGAAUUAAGGUAGCUGUAGAACCUCUGUAGAUAUUUCCCAAAGUAUUUACGCAAGCGUUCUAUGCUCCUUGAUUACGUAAUGCCUCUAUGACUGCUGGUAUCUCUGCUGAAUCAAAUGCCUUUUCGUAAUCUAUGAAAGCCAUAUAGAGAGGCUUAUUGUACUCUGCGGAUUUCUCGAUAACCUGAUUGAUGACAUGGAUGUGAUCCAGUGUAGAGUAUCCCUUCCUGAACCCCGCCUGUUCCCUCGGUUGACUAAAGUCCAGUGUUGCCCUUAUUCUAUUGGAGAUUACUUUGGUAAAUAUUUUAUAUAAUACUGGGAGUAAGCUAAUAGGCAUAUAAUUUUUCAAUUCUUUAACGUCUCCCUUUUUGUGGAUUAGUAUAAUGUUUGCAUUCUUCCAGUUUUCUGGAAACACUGAAGUCGAUAGUAAUUUCGAUAGAGAGCCGCCAUUUUUUCAAGCAUUAUACCUGCUCCAUCUUUGAUUAAAUCGACUGUUAUUCCAUCUUCUCCUGCCACUCUUCCUCGUUUCAUGUCUUGCAAGGCCCUUCUGACCUCAUUGCUAGUUAUAGGAGGAGUUCCUGUAUCCUGUUCAUUACUGUUUCUAAUUGAGGUAUCCUGAUUCCUCUGGGUACUGUACAGCUCAGUAUAGAAUUCCUAUGCUGCUUUUACUAUAUCUUUGAGACUGCUGAUGAUAUUACCCUGCUUAUCUUUCAGUGUAUACAUCUUGGUUUGUCCUAUGCUAAGUUUCUUUCUCACUAGUUUCAGGCUGCGACCAUUUUUUAUGGCUUCUUCAGUCUCAUGUUAUAGUUUCGAAUAUCACUUAUUUUUGCUUUGUUGAUCAGUUUUGACACUUCCGCAAAUACUAACUUAUCUCUUGAUUUGGACACUUUGAUUCUUUGUUGUUUCUUUAUUAGGUCCUUUGUUACUUGGGAGAGCUUGCCUACUGGUUGCCUUGGUGCCUUGCCUCGCACUUCAAAUGCUGCCUCUGAAGCUAGCCUAGUUAAGAUUUCAUUCAUUAGCUCUAUGUCAUCAUCAUCAUCUCUCUACUGCAUAUUUGUUUGGAAGUACCAGCCUAAAUUUGUCUGCUUUUACCCUUAUUGCCUCUAGGUUGACCUGUUUCUUCUUGACGAAUUUAGCGCUUUGUCUCUUCAAAUUGAGGUGAAUCCUAGCCCUCACUAACCUAUGAUCACUGCACUUUACCCUACCUAUCACUUCUACAUCCUGCACUAUGCUGGGAUCAGCAGAAAGUACGAAGUCAAUUUCAUUUCUUGUUUCACUAUUAGGGCUUUUCCAGGUCCACUUUUUCUUGCUACGCUUCCUGAAAAAGGUGUUCAUUAUUCGAAGCCUAUUCCUUUCUGCGAAUUCUACCAGCAUCUCUCCUGUAGCGUUUCUAGAAUCGAAGCCGUAGUUGCCAAUUCUUGUUCACCAGCCUGCUUUUGCCCCACUUUUGCAUUGAAGUCGCCCAUCACUACAGUAUACUGAGCUUGCACUUUUCUCAUUGCUAAUUCAACAUCUCCAUAAGACUGAUCUGCUUCCUCAUCAUCGUGACUGGAUGUUGGAGGAUAGGCUUUUACUACCUUCAAUCUAUACCUCUUAGUAAGCUUGAUUACGACUACAGCUACCCUCAUCGAUGCUGUAGAAUCGGCUUUCUUUUUUUAAUGUACGUAAACGAGGUGGAUUUAGUUGCCUUAUAGCAAUGACAGCCACUGCUUUUCAUGUAUGAAAUUCAGAGCAGAUAGAAAGGAACCUCACAAAGGGAGUGAAGACAAAGGGAACUGUACGUGAGCCGCUGUUCAGGUUUGACAGUUACAAUGUGGUCAGCAGUUUCUCUUGCUUCUUCUCCACCCCAUAAAAAGAAAAUGCUGCUGCUAAUACUGCACUUCAACGGAUAACAGUGAGAGCUAUACAAUCUGCUGAUUUUGGUAGCCAUGUACAUCAGAGCUUGAGAUGCCUACUACCUGUGUGCUAGGAAGGGGUGUGUUUCGCCAAUGAUGAUGCACUGGUGCAGUAUCUGUGAUGCAGUGGUUUCUGAAGUGUGCCAAGCUACGUGCCGUACAGAAUACAGAAUCCAAGCGUGCACAAAAUCUCAUUCUUGACCAAGACAGUUCAGUAGAAGUCACAGAAUGUUGCCAACCGUUUAAGCUCUCGGCCCAAGCAUAUAGUGGCAAAUAGUUCCUUUUUUGCUAGCAGAAAACGUCGCAUGCAGCUCAUAAACUCUCACUGAAAUUGUCAAUGAAGCAAGAGCAGUGUGUCUCAAGAUUUUGCCAGAAUUUCGAAUUAUUUGGUCAGAGUGCUCCAGUAGGACUCUGCAGGUUAUUUUAUGAGGUGUGGAUCUCCCUGUCUUGAGCAGUGUUUAUUAGUGUUACUGUAACGACACUAUGCUUGACCCAGAGCAAAUGCGCUUGGACAUUGCAAACAUUUGACUGCUUAUGGAGUACAAUAAAGCUGCAAUGCUUUCUGGACCAAUGUUUACACCAGUGACACAGCGUGGGAAAAUUAUGGCACAAGAUGGCUCGAAUUCUUUCUCAGCCUUGUGGAGCUUGUCUCCAAUAACUAUGUCGUGUGCUCUGUGGUAUUUGGAAUAAGUUCUUUAGCUUGCUGGUUAACAGCUGCAUGGGCUCCUGCAAGCUAGACUGACACCUGAAGCUAGCAAGUAAGGACAUGUUUGGGACGUGGGCUUGGUUUUCUAAAAGAUAAUGAUCAAGAUGCUGUAAGGUCUAUCUGAAACAAAAAUCCUGCGCACUUCUGCAGUCAGUUCAGAAUUAGAGGACAGUGGCAUAGUCAAGUUAAACUCUCAUGUGCUCCAUAUUUGCAAAUUUGCCACCAUGUAUGGCACUCAUUGCAGGUCAAUCAAUGCCGCAUUUACAUCACUUCUUAAAGUGAUGCUUUCAGUCUCAAAUCAUCAGCUAAUGCGGUUAAAUUAUUAUUUUUUUCAAUGUUUCUAUUUUGCAUGACUUGGAAAAGAAUUCAACUCUGUCAUGUCCUUUUAAGCGCAUACCAUGGCUAAACUCUGAUUUUGUGUUAAGAACAAUGCUUAAGUCUUUCUUACAGAAGGAAUAUUUGUCUUCAUUCAGAUGCCUUUCUCUCUGAAUAGCUUCGAGCGUCACGGUACAGAAGAUACAGAUACAUUAGCAGCACUGAUGUAGCGACUAAUCUUAAAACUAUCUUUCCUCUUUUUAUAUUCUUCAUGCAACAAAAUGAAACAAGUUUAUUCAUACAACGUUGCCAUCACCAAAGGCUGUGAAAGGAUCAGAUAGAGCAGAAUCUGUGAGCUAGUGUCUGUGCUUUUGUUUCACGCAUCGAUAGGUCGACAGUAAAUGAACCCUUUUUUUUUUUUUUUUGAAAGCGCUCACUUAUGCACCCUGUUUUAACGUAGUCCAGUAGUGCUUGAGGUGUUGUUACGUGAAGCUGUGUGUUGUGGCGCCUGUGUUGCUAACGUUUCUGUCCUGGAUUAAUGUUACCGCCUGUGUUGUCACCCAUUGUCCCUUCCAUUUGUCACUUUCCUUUGUUUCCCUGCCUAGUCAGUAGGCAUGUCGCCAUGCCACCUGUGUUCCUCUACUUGAACUGCAGAUUCAAAGAUAUUUUUAUACCGGUGUUGUUGAGGCCAUGUAUUUUUGUAUCCUUUUGAGAUGGACUGUUUGAAGCCAUGUUGAAAACAUUCCUGGCAGGUGAUGCCGAAGCCACUGUGUCCCAAACCCGUCGCCGCCUGCAUUUUCAUGCCCAUUGUGACAUGCUUUCUGCCCUGUAGUCUCUGUUGUGAACUUGCAUGAGCAGUUCUGUAGUAAAUGUUCUGUUUCACUUGA
Messenger RNA from Dermacentor albipictus, 6868 nucleotides. Its product is annotated as solute carrier family 41 member 1-like. NCBI's taxonomy places the organism in Eukaryota, Metazoa, Arthropoda, Arachnida, Ixodida, Ixodidae. Gene Ontology annotation, cellular component: plasma membrane. Gene Ontology annotation, molecular function: monoatomic cation transmembrane transporter activity. Gene Ontology annotation, biological process: monoatomic cation transport. The record is from RefSeq and is a predicted model, not a curated record.